Sinocyclocheilus grahami is the source of this 633-nucleotide messenger RNA. Its product is annotated as fish-egg lectin-like. The record is from RefSeq and is a predicted model, not a curated record. The coding region runs from base 1 to 633 and encodes 210 amino acids. NCBI's taxonomy places the organism in Eukaryota, Metazoa, Chordata, Actinopteri, Cypriniformes, Cyprinidae. The transcript is spliced from 5 exons.
AUGAGCGGUAACCUGAAGCAGAUAGACGCUGGGUCUGGCUCAGUGGUUGGAGUGAACAAUCUUAAUGAAGUGUUCAUCCUGAUUGAUAACAUCUUCACAAAGAUCAGCGGGUCUCUAAAGCACUUCAGUGUUGGUCCUGCUGGUCAGCUGGGGGUUAAUACAGCAAACAACAUCUUCAAGUUUCAGAGUGGCAACUUUAUUCAGUUUCCAGGGCUUCUCAAACAGGUGGAUGCUGGAGGUGAUCAGAUCAUUGCAGGUGUCAAUAUGAAUGAUGAUAUAUUCUGUUUAAAUAUGGAUGCUAAUGACAAAUGGCCAUCCAGCACCACUCCUUGGGAUGUGUCUAAUAAUGUCUGUUCUGGCUCUGGCGUCUUUGUGAAUAUUCCUGGACUUCUGUCCAUGAUUGAAGUAGCAACUGAUGGCAGCGUCUUUGGUGUCAACUAUCAAGGGAACUUAUACCAAAGAACUGGAGUCACUCUCUCCAACCCUGUUGGCACAGACUGGAUCUCAAUGGUUGCCUGUCCCAAUGGCCACAAGCAUGUGAGCUUUGACCUGGGAGUGCUAGACAUGAGAAAAGUCAACAGAGAAGUUAAGAAAGCAGAGAUCCAGAAAAACAAGUUCCUGAUCGUCACUUAA